Molecule: messenger RNA, 5421 nt
Organism: Corapipo altera (White-ruffed manakin)
Lineage: Eukaryota; Metazoa; Chordata; Aves; Passeriformes; Pipridae
Gene: ISM2
Product: isthmin 2
Exons: 7
Coding region: 516-2186 (556 amino acids)
Source: RefSeq, a predicted model, not a curated record
AGGAGCCUCUCCCCGGCGAGCGGCCUCCCGCCCGCCCUCCGGUGCCCAGCGUUGCCUGCAGAGCUGCGGCAGCACCGGCGAGUGACUGCGCGGGGGGAGGAGAAGAGGAGGAAAAGAAAUCGGAUUGCCGAAAGGAUUAGGAAGCGGGGUGGGGAGGCGAAGCUCUCUCCUCCCGUCCCUCCCCGCACACACUUGUGAAGCUAUUCAGAGUUAUCCUUCAGCAUCAGUGGCGGGCGAGCCCGGGGGAGCCGCGACCGCGAAAGGUGCUCGGCAAACUGCAAGAACGAUCAGAGGGAGCGGAGCGGCCCGGGCCGCCGGACCCUGCCUCGGCCCCUGUCCCAGCCCGCGGGGCACCUCACUUCCCGGCUCCAGUGUUUUAUAUAUUACUCUUUUUUUUCUAAGUUUUCCCCUGCUCCUCUCGCUUUCUCGGAGGACAGGAUUUGGAGCAUUGCGGGCGGGCGUGCUGCCGGACCGCCUGCCCUGGACGUGCGAGGUGGGGAGAGAGGGAGGGAGAAAUGCCUCUGAUUAGAGGGCAAGUCGUGCUCAUCCUCAGUUUCGUCUUCCUGACAACUUUCGUGGCUGUGGUGAGAGGACUACCCGUGAGGAAACACCGCAGCAACAGCCCGAAGGAGAGGAGCUCCAAGCUGGCGGAGGGCUGUCUGGCCAAGAAGAGGAUCUCACUUUCCCAGAGCCAUCUCGCCCUGCUGUGGAUCUCCAGCUUGUGUUGUCACCCAGGUCUGCCCUGUGUGGAGCAUCUUGUUGCGCUGCCGCCUCGUAAGGAGGGCCCGGCUGGGGUCUCUGCCUCAUCCAACCCUCGUUCGGCAGGGGAUGAGGAGCUGCCACCAUCAGGCAAGGCACGGGGGCUGAGGCGGAGCGGGCAGGCUGGCUCACGGCGGCACAGGCGUCGUGGGGUGGCUCAGCAGGCUACCAGGAGCCCAGCAGUGCCCCAGCCCAGCAGUGCUGGCCAGGAGGAGAGCCUGCCCUUCAUGCUGAACCUACAGAGCUUGCCGGGGCUGGCCAAUGUGGACCUGAGUGCCCAGAACCCCAACAUUCAGGUGACCAUUGAAGUGGUGGAUGAUCCUCAGGCCGAGAUGGAGAUGGACUUGUUGAAGGAGACAAGAAAUGACUGGUCUCUGACAUCCUCUGAGUGGUUGUCCCACAAGGACCUGUUCUGGCCCCUCUUCUGGGAAUACACUGACCCUGCCGAGGGGGGGGAGGAGGAGGAGGAGGAGGAGGAAGAGGAAGAGGAAGAGGAGGAAGAAGAGGAGGAAGAGGAUGACAACCUGGAUGUAGAGGACAGGGAGGAAGAAGAAGAGGAUGAUGAUGAGGAGGAAGAUUACACAGCAGAGUAUGAGGAGGAAGAGUCCAUGCUCAGUGGAGUGGGAGGUAAUUGGGACCAGCGAUGGCCUGGGCAUAAGAACUGGAUCUUUAAGGAAAAAUAUAAUUACGACUAUGAAGAUGAGGAUGAGUGGAGCCUGUGGUCCCCUUGCAGCACUACCUGUGGCAGCGGGAACCAGAAGAGGACCCGGUCCUGUGGUUAUGCCUGCACAGCAACGGAGUCGAGGACCUGUGACCUGCCACACUGCCCUGGUGCAGAAGGGGAAAUGGUCUUCCCCACAGAAGAGACACCUUUCAGAAGUGACAACACCACAGAGCUGUUCAACUCAGAGGUAGACAGCUGUGAGAAGUGGCUGAACUGCAAGAGCGACUUCCUCACCAAGUACCUGAGCAAAGUGCUGACGGACCUGCCCAGCUGCCCCUGCUCCUACCCACUGGAGGCCGUCUACAGUGCCGUCAACCUGCGGGAUGAGCAGCAGGGCAAGAGCUUCCGAUGGCGGGAUGCCAGUGGCCCCAAGGAGCGCCUGGACAUCUACAAGCCCACAGCACGCUUCUGCCUGCGCUCCAUGCUCUCCCUGGACAGCACCACCCUGGCUGCCCAGCACUGCUGCUAUGAUGAGCACACCCGCCUCAUCACCCGCGGUAAGGGGGCUGGCGUCCCCAACCUCAUCAGCACUGAGUUCUCCCCGGAGCUGCACUACAAAGUGGACAUGCUGCCCUGGAUCCUUUGCAAGGGUGACUGGAGCCGGUAUCACGCUGUCCGGCCCCCCAACAAUGGGCAACAGUGUGCUGACAACCCCACUGAGGAGGAGUACCUCUCCCAGCUGCAGGAGGCCAAGGAGUACUAGCCACAGCCACUCUCAAAGGAGCCACUGGCUUGUACCCCUGCGCAGCCUGGCGAGCCCUGGCCCUGCUCAUGGGCUCCUCAGUGGUGCCAAGCAAAGCGGGGAGGAUGCACCAUCUGCCUAAACCCCUCAGAGGGGUGCCUCAGCCCCCCUCAGAUUUCUGAGGGUGCCGGAGGUUAUCAUAGUGCAAUCCCUGCCAUGCCACCCAGGGCAGUCCUGCAUUCCAGGGCUCCUGGGCUGGCACAUGGGGAGCAGUAAGUGCUGGGAGGUGUAAAUGGAACAAGGGGCUGCUCCUGCCUGCUUUUGUUCUCUACGACCUUUCAAUGCAACCUGAAAGCUGAGCACAGGGUGAAGCAGGCGCAGCUCCUACUGGCUUCAUGACUUGUCUGAGGAGCUGGUGAGGCAUGGCUGCCUGCUCUUGCCUGUGCACCUGCCCUGGCACACACUGGAUUAUGUCUGAAACUGGGGUAGGUCCUCUAGAGAGCACAUGGCUGUCCCAACCAUGCAUACAAAGCAGGGUUUGCAUGCUCCUCAGGUUUGUGCAUGCACAGUUGAGAAGGAGCAGAGAAAGGCUUAGCAGAGUCCAUAGGCCCAGGAUAGGUGUGGGGCAGGAGGAGACUGGCUGCCUGGGCUCCCUUGGCAAGAUUGCCUUGUCACCAGGGUUUUGGUUGCCAAAGCUAGACAUGGGUGGGCCUCAGAGGAGGUCAUCACAGGGGAUGCACCACCUCUGUGCAUUUUAGCCCCUCUGCCUUGGUGCUUGGGGGAGCAGGGUGGUAGCACCCGUGCAAGUCCCAGCACUAGCCCACUGUCAGGCCUUGGUGCCCUGGCAGCCCCCAGAGGAUCUCAGUGCUCAGGAGCACCUGUGACACAGCCCAGAAGAAAGUCCUGUGUUUCCCACUCACAGGCCUGCCAGAGACAGGAGACACCUUGGCCACUGUUCAUGCCAUUGCUGGCGAGGAGCAAAAAGCACCGAGUCAAGUUCUCCAUGGGAAGAGGAACAAGUCAGGUGCCACUGGGAGCAUCCAGCAUUGGCCCUCUCUGGUCUGCUGCUGGACACGGGCCCUGCUCCAUGCUGUCUCUGCCCAGGUGCCCAGCAGGAGACAGCCCAGGGAAAGCGAGUCACAGGCACACCCUGCGCCUCUCAGGCUCGCUGCUGGGUCAGGCUCGCAAGUGUGACUCCAAAGGAGGAACACACACAUGCUAAUAAUGUCAAUACCUGGUGUCCACAGAUCACGAAUCAUGAAGCUUUCUGUUGGCACUUUGGUCUUGCCUGGGUUUUAUUCAGCUUUUCCCAGGUCCGUGGCAGUGUGUCCCAGCAUAUUUUGUGAGUUUUUCUGCAAAGAAACUAGUCUGAGCACCUUUAUCCCUGGACAUUCAGUUGUUGAACCUGGCAGAAACUUUACAGCUUUCAUUUGGAAAAUUUUAUGCAUCAGAGGAAAUAAAAGAGCAAGUCAAGCACACAUAAAGACGAAUGGAGUCAUUUCUAGACUAGAAGUUUCACCUAAGGCUGUUAGCUACUCCAUGUGUUUGUGCAGGACACUGUUGGACCAAAAAAAUAUCUAUCUGGUUGCAGAGGUCCUUGGCUGACCAUCCUGUGCUAUGUCUGCCCUUCUUGCAGGAGUUUUCUCCAGCAUCAGUGAAUAUCCAUGAUCUGAAAGCAAUCUGGGGAGUCUUUCUGGGAGCAUCUUUUAUAUAUGCUGAAUGUAUGUCGAUCCUUUUGCCUUGGUUACUGGUAGAAUAUUGCAUCUUUGGUCAUCAGUAGCUAAGACUUCCUAGCUGGUAAAACAAAACUAUUAAUGAAGUUAUCACUGAAUUCUUCUUAUUUAACUAUUAUUCCACACUUGUAUCCCUAGACUCUAGCUGUGGGUUCUAUCAAAACAUAGGCAGGCAUCAUCCAUUUCCCAACAGGUAUGCAGUCUGAGAUGAGCAGUGUUAUGUAAGUAGUAAGAAGGAAGACAACCAAAUAAGCAUGAUGAAGACCUAGACCCUGGAAAAUUUUCAUGAUCGUUACAUGUUCCAGUCAAAAUGGUCAUUUGCUCGCUAGUUUCUGCUAAAGAGGUAGGUCAUAAAGAGGUGGUAAAGAGGGGGUGGCAGUGGUCUGGUGGCUUGAUUCUGGGAGCCUGGGAUGCGUUCAGGGAGCCUUGUAAAGAGACACAGAGGCUUUUGUAUGGGAAGCAAACAAACUGAGUGGAUGAGGCCAUGGAAGGAUGAGCUUGUUAUCUUCUGUCAUUCAGCACAGCAUCUUCAUAUUUCCUCUCCCAUACCAUAUGUCAUUAUAAACAUCAUCAGACUCUCAGAGGAGCUUAUUUACCAUCAGUGCUGACUUCUUUAAAACAACAUCCUGUUGAAUGUGCCUAGUGUUCUGUAUUGGACCCACACAUGGAAGCAGGACUUCUGCAAACAGCCUUUCUUGAAGGAGACUUGCAAAAGCUCAGCCAAUUUGUUUGUUAGACUGGCUACUCUCUAAGGAAGUGCUCUUACAAUAAGGACUGUUAUUCAGGCUUUGCAUUCUCCUCCUCUUUAUACUGGCUAUGUCAACCAGUCUAGUUCUGUAAUAACUGGAGUUCCUGUCCAAGGGCAAGUAGAAAAAUUCCUUGCAUUGACAGUCCCCCACUCCCCGCCUCCCCUACAAAAGCUAGUUGAGAGCCAAGUAGCUAUUCUGCUUCGCUGCCUCUAUGGUUUAGACAAUAUAGGCAUGAACUGGAGCAUGAGAAACAAGAAGCAGUGUUGUUCCUCAUACGAGCACCUUACACAUCAGGAGGCUUUGCAGAGCACUUUGAGAAAAGCAGACAUUAAGCAAGCGUUUGUUUUUAUAUCCCAUCAAAGAUUCUGUCCAGCUCACUGCUGUUUAAGUGAUGAGUCUCUAAGGUUUUAUUCCUUAGGUUUAUUGUGGGUUUUUUAUAUAUAAUAUAUAUAAAAUGUCUUUUAUUCCUACAAAAUUUCAUAAAGAAUAAUUCUUUAUUCUGAUGCUGCAAUAAAGCACUUCAUAUAUAUAUAUAUAUAUAUACACAUAUAUAUAUAUUUAUAUGUCACGCUGAUGUCAUUCAGUUGGGACUGGAGCAUAUGUUGCUAUUCAUUUUGGUUGAGAGGGAUGACACUGUAUUGAACACUACAUGUCUUGGGUUCCCAGUCCUAGUUGGCUUUGAUUCCUUUCCUUAGGAUUUAUAUUUGGUGAUGUCUGGCUGCAAAAAUCAUAGGUAACAAAGACUAUCUGGAGCCCACCACCACAGCCAUGGGA